Tripterygium wilfordii is the source of this 1773-nucleotide messenger RNA. RefSeq lists its product as uncharacterized. The record is from RefSeq and is a predicted model, not a curated record. The transcript is spliced from 3 exons. Lineage: Eukaryota; Viridiplantae; Streptophyta; Magnoliopsida; Celastrales; Celastraceae. Bases 269 to 1585 code for a protein of 438 amino acids.
UCGCAACCCAGUCCAUUUCUCCGGUUAUCGUUUCUCUCUCGCGCUCUCUCUCUCUCUCAUCAGUCUGUGCUCUCUUUUCUUGAACCUUUUGGAGUUUCCACUUCUUCUUUUGUUGUGCGCUAACGUGCGCACUCCCUUACUCCUCAUCGUGCGUCGCCUGAGAUGGCUCCGGCGGUAACAACGACUGCCAUACUUGUGAGAAUCUCGCGGCACAGGAGGGAGUAGUGGUGGGUUUUUGAGAAAGAUCGAGCGGCCUGAGAUUCGGUCUAUGAGGGACCCAGACCUUAAAAUGGACGGUCAGAUGUCGCAGUCCAAGCUUACUAGAACCAAUUCGUCACUUCUCCGGUCGUCUCCCACUAUCCGGUCAUCAAUCCACAGCCUUUCCUCGGUCACAGAGGAGGACGCUGUGAGAGCGUACCACCAGGAACAACAAGAAGACGAUGAGGAGAAGAAAAUCAAGCCCCUUAAGCCCGGUUCAACUCCAAGAAGGAUUGGUUCGACCAGGUUCACACCGGUACUGACCAUGGUGUCGCUAACUUUUUUCUCACUCUUCACCGUUUCCUUCUUUUUCUUCUUCUAUUUGAGAAGGGAAGAGAUACCCACAUCCGAGAAUCUGUUAUUGGCCUUGAUUUUCAUCGCUAUAACACUAUUCUUUGCGAACAAGAACAAGAAUUUGAUCAAUCAGAGCUUCUCAUUCAUCAAGCAGUUGUGGGAGGAUAACUCAAAGAAAUUUGGGUUUACUUCGCGGACGAAUUCGAAGCAUGUCCAGUGGUUCAUUGGCGAACCAGUCCCAGAAAAACCCAGAAAGGAGAAGCAUAUCAUACGAGAAGGAGUUGAAUUCUACAGCAACGGAGAUUUCUACGAAGGGGAAUUCCACAAAGGUAAAUGCAAUGGGAGUGGAGUCUAUAACUAUUUUGUGAAUGGGAAAUAUGAGGGGGAUUGGGUCGAUGGGAGAUAUGAUGGGUAUGGGAUUGAGCGCUGGGCGAGAGGGAGUAGAUAUAGGGGUCAAUAUAGGCAGGGAUUGAGACAUGGAUUUGGGGUUUAUAAAUUCUACACAGGGGAUUCUUAUGCAGGGGAGUGGUUCAAUGGGCAGAGUCAUGGGGUUGGGGUGCAGACUUGUUCUGAUGGGAGCUGCUAUGUGGGUGAAUUCAAGUGUGGUGUCAAGCAUGGCCUUGGGGCUUAUCAUUUUCGGAAUGGAGACAGAUAUGCCGGAGAAUAUUUUGGAGACAAAAUCCAUGGAUUCGGUGUUUAUCAUUUCGCUAAUGGUCACUGCUACGAGGGGUCAUGGCAUGAAGGCCGUAAGCAAGGAUAUGGCAUGUAUACUUUCCGGAAUGGCGACACUAGAGGUGGUGAAUGGGAUGCUGGCACUCUUAAAAACCCUUUAGCCCAACUAACUGAUGCCGUCCUUCGUGCAGUUCAGGCUGCAAGGAAAACAACAGAGAAUGCCAUUAACCUUCGCAGAGUUGAUGAUCAGGUGAACAAGGCAGUUAUGGGUGCAAACCGAGCUGCUACUGCUGCAAGAGUAGCUGCUGUCAAAGCUGUUCAAAACCGGAUGGACGGAAAAUUUUGUGACACAAAUGUCUAACUGGGAUUACCUCUGUUUUGUAAAUUUUACUAAUUUCCUGUGCUUGGAAAGAUGACAACCCGGUGAGCACAAGCUGAUCGGAGGUUGAGAGCGAGUGUUGUAGGGUCUUGAUAUCACACUACUGUAACUUGUACAUAAACCAUGUAAAUUUGAUGGUAAAUCAAAUUUUCAAGAGUUCUGUAUGUAAA